This is a messenger RNA of Rhododendron vialii, 841 nucleotides long. RefSeq names its product copper transporter 2-like. Gene Ontology annotation, molecular function: copper ion transmembrane transporter activity. Gene Ontology annotation, biological process: copper ion transmembrane transport; intracellular copper ion homeostasis. The transcript is spliced from 2 exons. The record is from RefSeq and is a predicted model, not a curated record. NCBI's taxonomy places the organism in Eukaryota, Viridiplantae, Streptophyta, Magnoliopsida, Ericales, Ericaceae. Gene Ontology annotation, cellular component: plasma membrane. The coding region runs from base 139 to 597 and encodes 152 amino acids.
UUACUUCACUGUACGUCCCCCCAAAAACUCCUCGUCUCUCUCGUCUCCUUAAAAACGGUCCCCCCUCUUGCCACCGCGUCACUCCCACCCCCACACAUUUCCUAGAGCGAGCGAGAGAGAGAGAGAGAGAGAGAAUCAAUGGAGGGAAUGGACGUCAUGCCUCCGCCGUCACCGUCUGCGAACGGCACCACCAUGCUCCACCCCCACAAAAUGAUGAUGCACAUGACCUUCUUCUGGGGCAAAAACGCCGAGAUCCUCUUCUCGGGCUGGCCCGGAACCAGUUCGGGCAUGUACGCUGUGGCCCUCAUGUUCGUCUUCGUCCUUUCCCUCCUCGUCGAGUGGCUCUCCCACGGCAACCUCAUCAAAGACGGGUCGAACCGGGUCGCCGUCGGGUUGGUCCAGACGCUCAUACACGCGGUUCGGGUCGGGCUGGCGUACAUGGUGAUGCUCGCCGUGAUGUCGUUCAACGGCGGCGUUUUCGUCAUGGCUGUGGCUGGGCACGCGGUGGGGUUCUUCUUGUUUGGGAGUCGGGCUUUGAAGAAGGCGCCGCCGCCGUCGAAUGGGAAGACGUCUGAUGUUCCUCCGAUGAGUUGUUGAAAUCUGAUUCGUAUGGUAAUAAUUUUCCCGUAGGGCUGGUUUGGUUGUUUGUCAAAGUAAGGGAAGUUUUGGAAAAUAAGAAGCAAUUGUGUAUUCAGGAUGAUAUUUUGAUAAGUGUUGGGGUUUAGUCGAAUUUGGGGAUAUGUUUAGGCUGCGUUUUUGUGAACUUAUAAGUCUGAAACUUAUUCGGUAGUUUUUUACUUUUUGUAACUUUGUAUUUAGCAAAUAAGACAGUUAUUUAAUA